ACUGUUCCUCUGGGUUUUGACCACCUUCCCUCACACUGAACGUCUGUCAACAACAGCGACAACAACAUCACUUGCAUGAUUAUUGAUGACAUCGCAGAUUCCCUCACGUAUCCAAGUGCCUCUCGACUGGUGAAAGAUCAACGCAUAGGCGCACUCUUCAGAAGUCUACCUCAAGUUUUCCUGAUUUGGUAACUUGGGCUCUUUUCUUCGGGAGGCGGGAGUGUUUUUUUGUUGUUGAUCUCCCUGGAUGCUGGUUCCUGUCUAGUCCAGUGGCUACCCUAUCAAGACUAACCUUCCACGAAUUGGAAUACAGGGCAUUUUUACUCAUAAUUUCUCCCAGUGGUCAAGCUCCAUCGUCGGAAGCUCCCUGUUCUCCUCUCUGGCGGGAGGUUAGUUGAAGGCGUAGGGUUGUGGAGGUAUGACUGCGUUGGCAGGGGCAAUACCAAGGAUGAUGCGCCCCAUGCUGGCUCAGAACUACCCACACAGUGGCUUCCCACUGGAAGUCUCAACCCCGUUAGGCCAAGGUAGAAUGAACCAGCUCGGGGGAGUUUUCAUAAAUGGCAGACCUUUGCCCAACCAUAUCCGCCAUAAGAUCGUCGAAAUGGCCCACCAUGGCAUCAGGCCAUGCGUAAUCUCCCGUCAGCUACGCGUCUCUCACGGUUGCGUUUCCAAAAUCCUCUGCCGGUACCAGGAGACCGGCUCCAUCCGACCCGGGGCCAUCGGGGGAAGCAAACCCAAGCAGGGGACGACACCUGAUGUUGAGAAGAGAAUAGAGGAGUACAAGCGUGACAACCCGGGUAUGUUUAGCUGGGAGAUUCGGGAUAAAUUACUGAUGGAUGGGAUAUGUGACCGGAACACCGUUCCAUCAGUGAGCUCUAUCAGUCGCAUCAUGAGGAGUAAAUUCGGAGGGAAGGGAGAUGACGAUGAUGAUGAAGAUGAAAUCGAGAAAAAGGAAUUAGAAGAACACGAACGGCGGGCCAAACACAGCAUCGAGGGCAUCUUAGGAGACCGAUCAAGCCACUCAGAUGAGGGGUCGGACGUGGAGUCAGAACCGGACCUGCCUCUGAAGAGGAAGCAGCGCCGCAGUAGAACCACCUUCACGGCUGAACAGUUGGAUGAGCUGGAGAGAGCCUUCGAACGAACACACUACCCUGACAUCUACACGAGGGAAGAGCUUGCUCAGAGGGCCAAACUCACGGAGGCCAGAGUACAGGUGUGGUUCAGUAACAGAAGAGCUCGGUGGAGGAAGCAGGCUGGAGCUAGUCAGCUCAUGGCCUUCAAUCACCUGAUCCCUGGGGGUUUCCCGCCCUCUGCCAUGUCCAGUCUCUCACCUUAUCAGCUGUCUGACAGCCCGUAUCCCCCUACAUCCAUAUCACAAGCGGUGUCGGAGCAGCCCAGCACCCUGCAUCGGCCCCAGCCCCUGCCACCCUCCUCAGGCCACCACCAGAGCUCAGGUGGGGGAGGACAGGAUGUGGGGUCGGCCUACUGCCUGGCCACUGGACGCCACGGCUUCUCAGGCUACUCGGACAACUUUGUCACGUCAGGAGGCCCUCCCAACUCCCAGAACCCUUCCAACGGCAAUGGCCUCUCUUCCCAGGUGAUGGGUCUGUUGAACCCAGGCGGAGUGCCCCACCAGCCCCAGAGUGACUACGCCCUCUCCCCCCUGACAGGAGGCCUGGAGCCCCCCGGGGGCAUGGGGGCCAGCUGCUCCCAGCGUCUGGAGCACCUCAAGGGUCUGGAGGGCCUGUCCAGUGUCCCCAACAUCCCCAGUCUCCCCUCGCUGCCCAACUCCCAGUCCUACUGCCCGUCCUCCUACAGCGCUCCUGCCUACAGCGUGGACCCAGUGGCCUCUUACCAGUAUGGGCAGUACCACGGACAAAGUAAGGUGCCCUUCAUUAUCUGAGACCUGAGAUCACCUGAGGAUCUGUCCAUCUAAGAACCCCCCCCCCUCCCCCUACACCUCCGGCCCAGCCCAGUCUCCAACUCCGGCCCAUCCCAGUCUCCACCUCCACCUCCGGCCCAACCCAGUCUCCACCUCCACCUCUGGCCCAACCCAGUCUCCACCUCCACCUCUGGCCCAGCCCAGUCUCCACCUCCACCUCUGGCCCAAACCAGUCUCCACCUCUACCUCCGGCCCAACCCAGUCUCCACCUCCACCUCCGGCCCAACCCAGUCUCCACCUCCACCUCCGGCCUAGCCCAGUCUCCACCUCUGACCCAUUCCAGUCUCCACCUCCAGCCCAGCCCAGUCUCCUCCUCUGGCCAAGCCCAGUCUCCACCUCCAGGCCAGCCCAGUCUCCUCCUCUGGCCAAGCCCAGUCUCCAACUCCGGCCCAGCCCAGUCUCCACCUCCAGCCUAGUCUCGGUUGAGGGACGUGUGUACUGUACUGUAUAUGUUGAGACUGAGGGGGCUCUUCAUGUAAUCAGGACCAAAAGCUUCAUCCACUAUCCCUGGCUACCUAUUUCCUCACCCAGGCACUUCCACUCAACAAUGAUCUGUUCCUUCAGGCUUGAUGAAAGUAAUGGAAGAGAGACUAAAGUUAAAGGACAUUGAUAGAGAGGAAUUUAAGGCCCAAACAAUGAAACACAUGAACUUAGAUUAAUGUCUGUUGAUGACUGACAGAGAUGCCACUGGGUACAUUCCCUUGGCUGUGAUGUGGUCUACCCCACAUUGGGUGCCAACUAUGACCAGGAAACCCGUGGAAGACUAAUCCACACAGUCCCACAGCACAGCCCAGGAGUGGAGUGGAGGCCCGGUUGGGGUAAAACCUUAAGUCAGGCCUGUGGAAGAGCACAACCAGACUGUAUAGUAACAGACUCACUAGUGGCUUUAGAGCUGUGAACCUGUUUACAUGUUUUUUCGUAGGGCCAAAGGAAUACAGAUUCAUUCUAUUUAUCUCUGAAUGAAAGCUACUUGAGGGAAAAAAUAACAGGCUUUUAUUUGACGUUGCAUUUAUUUGAUAUGUUUUGUUCCAGAAGAUUCCUUCCCACACAAAGAGUGAAAAGAACACAACAUUCCAGCCAUAGACUGAGGAACAAACAAACAAACAAACAAACAAACAAACAAACAAACAAGGAAAUGUGUAGAAAAUAAACAUGUCAAUCAAAGAAAGAGGAAGCUUUGAGACAUCAUCAUAAACAGACCUGCAAUGUAUACUACAGCUGUUCCGUUCCCUUCAUUAUGUUAAAUGCUCAGUGUUCCAAAACAUUCCAUUGAACUCUCACUGUGUUCUGUUGAUAACUCUGAUCUCCUGUAGCUUUAGAAGGAUUCCUAGGGGUCAGGGGUGACUUCGGGGAAAGUCCCAGGUGAAGGAGGAGGAUGAAGGAGGGGGGAUUCAGGGGGUUCUGAUGGGUGACAAGGCUGAUCCAUCAAGGGGUGCAGUUCCCCCUCAUAGAGGCCUAUUAGGGCACAAGACUCACGACCAAGAGACACAUGAGAAACCAGGACCACCUCACCACAGACUAACCCAGCUGACCAGAGGUGCAAUAUCAUGUACCUCAGAGUCAAUGAUGCCAUCAAACAGCUGAAACAAAAAGAUCUUGUGUCUUAAGAACUUUCUGUAAAACAUUUGAAUCGUGUUUGAGUCAUUGGUUAUUACAUGUGUCUACUUAGGCUUCAAGGUCCAAAACAAAGAAACAACAACAUUGUCAGUAUGGCUAUGACAGCAAAGCCACAGGGAAAGGUGGGAUGCACAUUGUGAACCAUUGAAGUCAUUCCAAGCCCAUGUGGAGCAGAUUGAUUCACAUUGUGAACCAUUGAAGUCAUUCCAAGCCCAUGUGGAGCAGAUUGAUUCACAUUGUGAACCAUUGAAGUCAUUCCAAGCCCAUGUGGAGCAGAUUGAUUCACAUUGUGAACCAUUGAAGUCAUUCCAAGCCCAUGUGGAGCAGAUUGAUUCACAUUGUGAACCAUUGAAGUCAUUCCAAGCCCAUGUGGAGCAGAUUGAUUCACAUUGUGAACCAUUGAAGUCAUUCCAAGCCCAUGUGGAGCAGAUUGAUUCACAUUGUGAACCAUUGAAGUCAUUCCAAGCCCAUGUGGAGCAGAUUGAUUCACAUUGUGAACCAUUGAAGUCAUUCCAAGCCCAUGUGGAGCAGAUUGAUUCACAUUGUGAACCAUUGAAGUCAUUCCAAGCCCAUGUGGAGCAGAUUGAUUCACAUUGUGAACCAUUGAAGUCAUUCCAAGCCCAUGUGGAGCAGAUUGAUUCACAUUGUGAACCAUUGAAGUCAUUCCAAGCCCAUGUGGAGCAGAUUGAUUCACAUUGUGAACCAUUGAAGUCAUUCCAAGCCCAUGUGGAGCAGAUUGAUUCACAUUGUGAACCAUUGAAGUCAUUCCAAGCCCAUGUGGAGCAGAUUGAUUCACAUUGUGAACCAUUGAAGUCAUUCCAAGCCCAUGUGGAGCAGAUUGAUUCACAUUGUGAACCAUUGAAGUCAUUCCAAGCCCAUGUGGAGCAGAUUGAUUCACAUUGUGAACCAUUGAAGUCAUUCCAAGCCCAUGUGGAGCAGAUUGAUUCAAGGGGGAAACAAUAAGUCAACAAAAGAAACUUAUGAAGAAUUACAAAGCCAAAUUAUUUCAUACAUUUUUUUGCUUGUGUCUUUUUGUUUCUCUUGUGUUGUUUUACAUCAUUUCCUUAUUUAUUCUCUCUAAAAUAUCUUAACAAUUCUGCAACAUUAUUCUUAAACUUUCUGAAACGUUUUCGUCAAAUUACUACAUCACAUACCUUAUAGGAACACUGUGUCCGUCUGUUCACUAAAUGGUAGCUGGAUGUCUCAACAGAUCAAAGGUUGCCACAAGCACUCAUCGCUCAAUUGUACAUUUGUCUGUAACAGAAAGAAACAUGUUUUUUCUUUCCAAUGGUUUCUUUCAUUUUUAUAUAUUUUUUGUAUUAUUUGACAGAAUGAUAUGGUGCAAUGUCUUGUGUACAAGCUCACUAUUUAUAAUAAAACAUGA
Messenger RNA from Oncorhynchus gorbuscha (pink salmon), 4943 nucleotides. RefSeq names its product paired box protein Pax-3-like. The record is from RefSeq and is a predicted model, not a curated record. Lineage: Eukaryota; Metazoa; Chordata; Actinopteri; Salmoniformes; Salmonidae. Gene Ontology annotation, molecular function: DNA-binding transcription factor activity, RNA polymerase II-specific; RNA polymerase II cis-regulatory region sequence-specific DNA binding. The coding region runs from base 419 to 1903 and encodes 494 amino acids. Gene Ontology annotation, biological process: regulation of transcription by RNA polymerase II; anatomical structure development. The transcript has 9 exons.